This is a messenger RNA of Penicillium hordei, 1017 nucleotides long. RefSeq lists its product as uncharacterized. The record is from RefSeq and is a predicted model, not a curated record. Bases 1 to 1017 code for a protein of 338 amino acids. Lineage: Eukaryota; Fungi; Ascomycota; Eurotiomycetes; Eurotiales; Aspergillaceae. The transcript has 5 exons.
AUGAAGGUUGCGGAGGUGGUCUCAGUUUUUGCUCUCCUGGCUCGGCCAUUCGCGUCGGCCGCUUCCAGCCUCACAUACUGUGCUUCAGUCAACACGGGGUCUUCCUUUAACGCAGUUUCCGACACAUAUCAAUCAAAUGGAGCAUGUCUAAAAACUUGCGCCAAUUACGCCCUGGGUAUCCUGCAAGGGAAGAAAUGCUGGUGCUCGAAUGUUGCUCCCUCUCAAUCGUCGCAGUCCUCUGACACCUCGGACUGUGAUGGUGCAUGUCCGGGUUAUCCCGCAGACAGUUGUGGAAGUGCAUCCAAAGGAGUGUUCGCCUACGUGGAAAUUACAGGCAACGAUGUGACUAGCACAGCCGGUGGUUCAACAACCUCAAAAACCACGUCGUCAUCGUCAACCUCAACAUCAAGCUCAACGUCAACUUCGGAGAGUACGAGCGUUCAGCCUGAAACUGUCACUGUGACUGCCUCGGAUCCUUCCAUUUCAUCCUCACACACUUCAACUUCGUCGGAUCAAACAACUAGUACCUCGUCUACUGUCUCAGUCCAAACCAACGCUGGCGGCCAAGUCAAGACAAUCACCGUUGCAGGGUCAAGUGCGACUUCUGGCGCCGAUUCCGCAUCGGCCAAUACUGCCGCUACCAGCUCGAAAUUGAGUGGAGGUUCCAUCGCAGGCAUUGUAAUUGGUGUUCUUGGAGGCCUCGCCCUGAUUGGUGCCCUCAUCUUCUUGAUCUUCUUCUACCGCAAACGCGCUCGUGCCGUCAGCCCUAUCCCAAGCCAGGAAAUGGCCGACGACAGAACCAGUAGGGGAUCGAGCUUCAUGGGAGGUCUGUUCCGGAGCAAUGGAGAAGGCGCUGCGGGUGGACCUAUUCCCGCACGUUCGGGCACAACAUUCACCGAUCGACGGAUGAAGACCAACACCGUUCUCUACCCGAACGGUGCUCGGGAGAGCAGUGUUUCGCUACAAGACAACGAAGACUACUCGCGUCCUGUUCUUCGGCUUACUAACCCCGAUUAA